AUGUUCUAUAUCAGAAGCUUUCAUGAAGCAUGCUAUAACAGAAGCUCUAUAGCAUCAACUUAUUCUCGCACCCAUUGCUCUGAGAGAAAAGAAGAAGAAUAUAAAAUGGGAGGAAGCAGAGGGCAAAAGCUUUCUGGAAUGCAAAAGCAAGUACUUAGCUUAUACAGAGGAUUUCUACGUGCUGCACGUUCCAAAUCUGAGGAAGAACGCUGCAAGAUAGAGUCCAUAGUAUGUCAAGAGUUUCGGCGUAAUUCCAAGCAAGUGGAUCGAAGGAAUUUUCAAUACAUUGAAUAUUUACUUCGCCGUGGCCAUAAACAGCUUGAUCAGCUUCGAAACCCUGGCACCAUUGCUUUAUCUUCUUUGCAACUUGAUUUGUCUAAGUGA
This is a messenger RNA of Vicia faba (fava bean), 384 nucleotides long. The record is from the annotation of a GenBank genome assembly. NCBI's taxonomy places the organism in Eukaryota, Viridiplantae, Streptophyta, Magnoliopsida, Fabales, Fabaceae.